This is a messenger RNA of Clavispora lusitaniae ATCC 42720, 3780 nucleotides long. RefSeq names its product chromatin-remodeling ATPase. The record is from RefSeq and is a predicted model, not a curated record. NCBI's taxonomy places the organism in Eukaryota, Fungi, Ascomycota, Pichiomycetes, Serinales, Metschnikowiaceae. Gene Ontology annotation, biological process: regulation of transcription by RNA polymerase II; nucleosome organization. Gene Ontology annotation, cellular component: nucleus; chromatin. Gene Ontology annotation, molecular function: ATP binding; DNA binding; ATP hydrolysis activity.
AUGAUUACUAUUACUAUGAACAGGCAAAUGCAAGAUGAGCCAACUCGUGGUAUAGAUUUAGUAUUGGACCACAAACUCAACGAAGAAAAUGCCGAAGUGACAGGCCAACCUAAAUUGGACUAUCUAUUCAAAGUCAAAUGGUCUGACAAGUCGCAUUUGCAUAACACUUGGGAAUCGUAUCAGACUCUCAAAGACUAUAAAGGUUUUAGAAAGGUGGACAAUUAUAUUAAACAGUACAUAUUGUUGGACCAAGAAAUCCGCAAUGAUCCAUCGACAACGAAAGAAGAUAUCGAAGCCAUGGAUAUCGAACGAGAGAGAAAGCGUGAUGAACAGGAUGAGUUCACUCACGUUGAGCGCAUCAUCGAUAGUGAUCGUAUUGAGCAAGACGAUGGAACGUCACAAUUACAGUAUCUAGUGAAGUGGAAACGACUUUAUUAUGAUGAAGCGUCUUGGGAAAAUGCUGAAACUAUUGCUGAAUUGGCUCCGGAGCAAGUUGCUAAAUACCAACAAAGGUUGCAAUCGAAAAUUCUUCCCAAUUUGUCUGCAAAUUACCCAAUGAGCCAACGACCAAGAUUCGAAAAAUUGAACAAGCAACCAUUAUUUAUCAAAAAUGGGGAAUUGAGGGACUUUCAAUUGACUGGCUUAAAUUGGAUGGCUUUUCUUUGGUCUCGAAAUGAAAAUGGUAUCUUGGCUGAUGAAAUGGGUUUAGGUAAAACUGUCCAAACUGUCGCAUUCUUGUCUUGGUUAAUCUAUGCUAGAAGACAAAAUGGGCCUCACUUGGUAGUGGUACCUUUGAGUACUAUUCCAGCAUGGCAGGAAACUUUUGAAAAGUGGUCGCCUGAUGUCAAUUGUAUCUAUUAUUUGGGCAACACCGAAGCCAGAAAGAAAAUCAGAGAGUUUGAGUUCUACAAUGUCACCAAGAAGCCCAAGUUCAACAUUUUGUUGACCACGUACGAAUAUAUUUUAAAGGACAGGAAUGAACUUGGCGCAUUCAAAUGGCAAUUUCUUGCUGUUGACGAGGCCCACAGACUCAAAAACGCCGAAUCAUCCUUAUACGAGUCUUUGAAACUGUUCAAGGUUGCGAACAGACUUUUGAUUACAGGUACACCAUUACAGAAUAAUAUCAAGGAAUUAGCCGCUUUAUGCGACUUUUUGAUGCCUGGAAGAUUUUCUAUCGACCAAGAAAUCGAUUUUGACGCUCCUGACGACAAACAGGAGGAGUAUAUUAAACAUUUACAACUGAGCAUCAAACCUUAUAUAUUAAGAAGAUUGAAGAAAGAUGUCGAGAAGUCCCUCCCUUCGAAAACAGAAAGGAUCUUGAGAGUCGAAUUGUCAGAUGUACAAAUGGAAUAUUACAGGAAUAUUAUCACCAAAAAUUAUGCUGCAUUGAAUGCUGGUGUCAAAGGCUCUCAAAUUUCCUUGUUGAAUGUCAUGAGUGAGUUGAAGAAAGCUUCUAACCACCCGUACUUAUUUGAUGGAGCGGAAGAACGUGUUUUGGCCAAAGGCGGAUCAACAUCAAGGGAUAAUGUGUUGAAGGGUUUGGUCAUGUCAUCAGGAAAAAUGGUCCUCCUCGAGCAAUUGUUAACCCGUUUAAAGAAAGAGGGCCACCGGGUGCUCAUAUUCUCUCAAAUGGUAAGAAUAUUAGACAUCUUGGGCGACUACCUUUCGAUCAAAGGCUACCAGUUCCAAAGAUUGGAUGGUGGAGUUCCUUCAGCGCAGAGGAAGAUAUCUAUUGACCAUUUCAAUUCCCCAGACUCUAAGGAUUUUGUAUUUUUAUUGUCCACUCGUGCAGGUGGAUUGGGUAUCAACUUGAUGACUGCCGAUACUGUCAUUAUUUUUGAUUCUGAUUGGAAUCCCCAAGCGGACUUGCAAGCUAUGGCACGUGCGCACAGAAUUGGUCAAAAGAAGCAUGUUUCUGUCUACCGAUUUGUUAGUAAAGACACCGUGGAGGAGGAAAUCUUAGAGAGAGCCAGAAAGAAGAUGAUUUUAGAAUAUGCUAUCAUAUCAUUGGGUAUGACAGAUCCCAAUUCAUCGAAGAAAAACAAAAACGAACCAAAUACUAGCGAACUUUCCCAGAUUUUGAAAUUUGGUGCUGCAAACAUGUUCUCUGCCACGGACAACCAAAAAAAGUUGGAAGAAUUGAACUUAGACGAUGUGUUGAAUCAUGCAGAAGACCACGUGAGCACUCCAGAUUUAGGAGAAUCGAACUUAGGUUCAGAGGAGUUCUUGAAACAAUUCGAGGUUACGGACUAUAAGGCAGAUGUUGAAUGGGAUGAUAUUAUUCCACAAGAAGAGUUGGCUAAGCUCAAGGAAGAGGAAAAAAAGAAGGCGGAAGAGGAUUAUUUGAAUGAGCAAAUUGCUAUGUACUCACGGAGGAGGGCAGCCGUUAAGCAAUUACAAGGUGGUACCCCCGAUACAAGUGGGAUGGAGGACGAAGAUGAUGAAGACACUGGAAGGAGGCGUGCAGCAAGAAAGAAAGCAGAGGAAAACCAUGAGCUUUCAGAAAAGGAGAUUCGAGGUAUCUACAGGGCCAUAUUAAGGCUCGGUGACCUUUCUGGAAAGUGGGGACAAUUGGUGGAGGAGGGAAGUAUCUCCAACAAGAAUCCUGUUUUGAUCAAACAUGCAUACAACGAAAUCAUCAGUAUUUCGAAGAAAUUAGUAAAAGAGGAAGAGCAAAGAAGGGCUGAGGCUCUUGCUGACUUGGAGAGAAAAGCUAAGGACCUGAAAGGCGCAGUCGUUUCCAAUAAUGGCGAGAACCCUAUGGCGCUCUGGAUUGCCAAGAAGAAGGAAAAGAAAGCAGUUCUUUUCGAAUAUCAAGGUGUGAAAAACAUUAAUGCUGAAUUAGUUUUGUCGCGUCCUCCAGAUAUGAAAUUCCUUCUGUCAUUGAUCCCGAAAGAUAAGCCUCUUUCUUUCGUUCUACCAAGAACUCCUAAGCCAGUUCUGAAUUGGAAUUGUGAAUGGAAUGCUAGCGAUGACGCUAAAUUAUUGGUGGGGGUUCAUAAAUUUGGCUACGGUUCUUGGACUCAAAUUAGAGAUGAUCCGCUAUUGGGUUUGCAGAACAAGCUAUACCUUGAAGGAUCUGUAAAAGGGGGAGCAGCUGCUGGAGGUAAGGAUACAAAAACCAGCAAUGGCGAAUCGAAAGAAGGCAAAAGCCAACAAAACAAAAAAGUUCCUGGUGCUGUCCAUUUGGGCAGAAGAGUGGACUAUCUAUUCACGUUGUUACGUGAUGAGGAAGAAAGCACAGUCUCUACACCUUCCAGUGCUGGAACGUCUGGACCCACAAAAAAGAGAGUCAGGAAGAUCAAAUCAGAGGGGCCAACACCUAAAGUCAAAAAAGUCUCCAAAUCACAAUCGCCCCUGUUAGCUGGUAAGAAACAGCCAAAAAAGAAAUCUACACCAGGAUCCGCAACUGGAACACCACAAUUAGAUCACAGCAAAGGUGAUGGAAAUGAUGCUGACGAAGAUUUCUUGGAAUAUGACAGCAUGGAUGAAGCUCUUUGUAAAGCUACUCUUAAACCCGUCGCUAAGUCAUUAAUGAAGCUUCAUAAGGGUAACAAAGGGCUUGGAAAGCAUGAGUGGGCUUCCCUUCUCAAGUCAGAGUUGGUCAACGUGGGUGAUUUCAUCGAGAAAACUGCAAAGCCGGAGAACAAUCAGAAUUUCACUAAGCAUUUAUGGUCUUAUGCCAGUCUUUACUGGCCUGCUAAGGUGCCAAGUUCGAAAAUCGCUGCAAUGUACAAUAGGAUCAAAACUCAAUCACCAAAGACAGAGAAAAGUGAUUGA